Messenger RNA from Callorhinchus milii (elephant shark), 3426 nucleotides. RefSeq names its product mitochondrial dynamics protein MID51. The record is from RefSeq and is a predicted model, not a curated record. Gene Ontology annotation, cellular component: mitochondrial outer membrane. Gene Ontology annotation, biological process: positive regulation of mitochondrial fission; mitochondrion organization. The coding region runs from base 249 to 1652 and encodes 467 amino acids. Lineage: Eukaryota; Metazoa; Chordata; Chondrichthyes; Chimaeriformes; Callorhinchidae. The transcript has 3 exons.
GGGGUGAUAUAUUGCCCAAUGCCUGCUUGUCAUAGUCUCCCAGCAUCAAGCAACCAUUAUUUAUUUGCAUGGUUUCUGGGGACUCCACCAAAGUUUGUUCUCUGCUAAUCAGUUCCUCUCAUUAACAUCUGUAUCAUGUUGUGAAGAAAAAAUACUGUAUUUUUGCCAUUCCUCUGGAGGAAAGUUUUAUACGGUGGUGCUGGGGUUCUUGUUCAUAAAUAAGAAUCUCAAAUUAUGUCAUUUGUUGCAUGUCUUGUUUUUGUAUGUCACAGCGCUCCAUGUUUAAGAUGGCCAGUAUCGUACAAGGAAAAGGAAACCAGAGCCUAGGAAAUGUCAUCAACUUCCUGCUGGCUAAUGCCAGGCUGGUGCUGGGUGUCGGGGGAGCUGCCAUACUGGCCAUUGCCACAUUGGCAGUUAAAAGAAUGUUUGAUAAGGCCAGUGAUCCUCCGGACAGUUCUCUGGACAAGCCUGACCCGAAGCCUAUAAAGGAAGAGGCUGGCUGGAUCGAGCCAUCGCCCAAACUGCUGCAUAAGGAAAUGCAGAGAGAGCUCACCAAAUCAUUGCAAAGAAUGACCAUCGCAAAGACCAAACCAGGAGGUCGCAAAGCUCUUACUGUCUGCAGGAAUAUUGAAAAUGAGAGCAGAAACACUAAACUCUGCAUCACCCUGCAGGAGAAACUUCUCGCCUAUUACACGUACAAAUCCAUCCCAGUCUCUGAGCUGAGUCAAGCCAAGCAGUGCGCAUUGGAUAUCUGCACCGAACUGCAGGAAUUCAUCAGCAAGAAACAUCCUGAAAUGCCUGUGGGGGAGUUGAAACUCAGUGGGAGUCUGUACAGUGACCUCCAGAUGGGUUCAGCUGAUCACGUCACUCUUGUCAUGCCACUGGUCAUUGAAGAGAAUCUCUGGGCCCUUGUCUCAGGGGAGGAGACGAUAUUGAACGCCCCGGACCUAUGGAUUGUGAGAAGGAAUAACACAGACUAUUUUCCACGGGGAAGCAGUUACUGGGAUCGAUUUCUUGUGGGGACAUAUUUGUCGCCAAAAGUGUUAGUUGAAACAUUCCACAAGACUGUGGUGGGGAGCAUUAACUGGCCUGCGAUAGGCAGUAUGCUGGACUGUGUAGUUAGACCCAAGGUCUCUUCUGAAACCCUUGAGUUAGAGGCUCAAUACGAUAUUGAGAAAUCUCUACGUAUUAAUGUCCUUCCUAUGAUUAAGAUGGACCAGGUAGAACUUACAGCAACACCACAAACACAGGGACAUUUCACAAACAUGUGGCAGCAGAGAUUUUGGGUCGCUGAGAUCGCUGAGCUGGGAUGGCUGGACAGCGAGGACUCAGGCUGUCGCCAGCGCUGUGUGAAGUUGCUGAGAGCUGUCUGCAGGAGCCACGCUUCACUGAGCAGGCUGAGCAGCAGCCAACUGAUCAACGCUGUCCUGCACCUCAGCCACACAGAGAGCGACUGGACUGAAGCCUUCCUGGCAGACAGGUUUGUACAGUUGCUUAGGGAGCUGAUUGGUUACCUGGAGCAGGGCUGCCUGCCCGGGUACUUCAGCAGUCGAGUCAAUCUCUUUUCUAAUUUGUCAGAGGAGGAGAUUGAGGAGAUGGGUUACACCCUGUACUGCGCAGUGUCUGAUCCUAGUAUUUUGCUUGACCAUUGACUUGAGCAAUGCACACAACUACUUGUUUUUCCAACAGUUCUAUCAAAGCUGUAUAAAACAAAUUACUAAAUCGGGAAUCUGAUAUCUCUUUAAAAUUCCAGGUAACUGGAACAAAUGCUUUAAAAUGUGAAUCAACUUUGCCAGCAGUGCUUGCUGACAAGAUCUGGAUUUUUUUUUUACAUAUAAUUUUUUUUAAGUUCUUCAGUUCCACUGCACAGGUUGUGUGCGAGACCGCGAUUGUUCCAGUGACAUUUCCUGGUGCUGCUUCUUUAAGUCUUGCUUCAAUGGUAAAUAGUUCCCCAUAAAUCAAACUAUUUACUCUUGGCAGUUUCAGACCCAAACCUCGCCCAAAAAAACUUAAUCAAAAGUUUAAACUCAAGGUUGCAAACGUGGCUGGUUUAUCCACCAUCAACUACACGUGACAGAUCAGGAGUUUGCCAAUCGUAGCCAGUUUACAGGGGACAAUUGUCCUCAGCGCCUGAGGUUUUGGGAGGAGGAGGCUGGGGGAGGAAUAAGUCAGGGUUCCUCGUACCCAGUCUGAUGCUGGAGUUGAACCUCCUGUUGGUUUGAUGUGUGUUGGUUUGGACAUUUGAGUGAAUGAAAUGUGUGGGUGUGGAUAGCUUCAGGCCCACCUCCAGUGAAUUUGCUGCUACAUUAAGUGGAGUAGAAAAUGGAUGAAAUAUGGAGAGAUUAUCAGAGGUUGACCGGUGUGUCAGUCCAUGUCUUCCAAAUAGCAAAGGAGGAAUCUGAAUUAUUUUAUUAUAACCGAUUGAAACAAUGUGUGUGUAUUUAUUUGUGCUUGGUACUGGAAAGAGCUGCUCCAUGACAUUAGGUGAACGAAAGUCACGUGUAAAAUAGCUUGAGCUCUUCCAAUGCAGAUUGCCUCCGGUUGGCAAAAAUGAUCAGAUGGGCUGAUGUUGAACAGAGAGCAAGAAAUGGAAAUCUAUUCCACGUGGCUGUGCUAUACAGAAUGUACAGCUCAGAAACAGGUCACUCAGCUCCACUAGUCCAUGCUGGUGUUUAUAUGCCACACAAGGCACACAUUAACAUGAAAUGUACAACUCUGUGGAGCACUGAGUGCUCAAGUAUGUCAUUUAUUAUGUGAAUUCAGUUGAUUCUAUUUAAUACGUUUGUGUAUGUCAGCUGGUCAUUCACAACUUUUUUUUGAAAAAAAUGAGGGGAUCAUAUAUCCCUGUUAUCCUGAUUUAACAGGCAGGUGAAUUGUGAUCACCACCUUUUGGGGCUAAUCUUUUACAAUGUCUGACCUCAACCGGGGCAGCAGGAGAGGAAAAUAAAAAUCUGAUCAGCUGGGUUUUCCAGUGAUGAUUGUUCUGACUGUGACCCACAUUGGCCCAGAACAGGAUCUGACUCCACAAUCAGAUAGGGAGAUGGCUGCCUGAGCAAUGGUCCUCUAGGUUGAGGUGCCAGCAACUGGCACAUGGGCAACCAUACCCAUAACAGACCAGUCAGUCUGCACCCAGAGGAGUAAAAGCGAUAAAGACAGUGAGCACAGAAGCUCAAAUACCCCAAGCUUCAGCUCCAGCUGUUAACGCAGCUCCCUCAUACCGGGCUCUGUUAUGCACACCCACAGUGAGCAGCACUCCUUGUUCAAGCGAGAUUCUUCUAAACAGGAUUCCGUGGGCGAGACUAUAGUUACACGUUUGCAGUAAUAAAUGGGUGACACUAUAUUGUAAACUGUUGCUGCUAAAUGUGGUGGGCUGCCAGAGCACUAUUUCAAUCAUGAUCAUUAAAUGAAAGAUUACUUUAGCAAUGA